GCAAUUGCUUCCUCUCCCGAGCUGCAUGGGGAGAAGUGUCAAGCCCACAUGGUGAUAUUGAAUUACUGAUGCACACUACAGUAUAUUCCCACACCCGCAUGAUUAGAAUCCAAUGCGUAUAAUGACGGCGCUAAGAUCAAAGUCGGCUGGAUUUGGGAUGCUGGCCCUUUAAGAGAGGCAGAGUGGGGAGGGCUCUGCAUCCAUAAAACAUGAGUUUAUUCAGUGGCCAUGCUAAGACAUGGUUAGGAGCGCCUCUGCACUCCAGCGUGCUCUCUCAUCACAGGCGGAGCAUCCCCGUCCGACCAAACGCUUCACACACAUGCUGCUGAGACAUGGACGCACUGAGAAGAAAGGGAUGAAACUGGACCGAGGAGCUCAAGAAAAAAACAACCGUAUAAGAAGAAGAGUGAAGAAAGAAGAAGGGGCUAAAAAGAAGAUAAGAGAGAAAGUGACGGCGCGAUAGAGGACAGUAAACAGGUGCAUCGAGGCAGAGAAUGGGCAAUUCCUCCUUCCCAGGCAUGUCACCUCUCUCUCCGUCCAUUCUGUAGUUGCAGGUCGAGAGAAGAGAAAGGGUCCCAUGAUCUCUACCGGUGAUGCUGAGUUCCCGCGGGAUUACCACACCCUGGCUGCCGGCGGCAACCGCGGGGCCCGGCGGUUCCCCGACAACAACAACGGGGGGUUCACGUCGUCCUCGCUGGACCGCCGGCACAACUCGGUGGCCGCCAAGAGCCUGGAGGCCCUGAACAGCAUCCACAAGGCGGACAUCGAACGCCAGCGAGACGCCCUCAUGGAUCUCCAGAAGAGCAAGUUCUCCAACAGCCCCGGCAGCGUGUCGCAGGGCUCCGCUCCUGCUGGACGACAGCAACAACCAAACUACUGGAGCUUCAAGACUCGCACACCACGUGUGACACGACUCAGCCCGACACAGCCAGCUCUUGCUGACCAGGCCAGCAGGGUUUCCUUUGCGUCAGCAGAAAAUCUGGAGACCAUGUCGGAGCCUGAUAUCCCCAUCGGUUUUAACCGGAUGAACCGGCUUCGCCAGAGCCUGCCGCUGGCCCGCACCUCCAGCCAGGCAAAGCUGCGGGCGCCAGGGAUCUUGUUCCUCCAGCUUGGGGAGGAGACUCGCAGGGUGCACCUGACCCACGAGCUGACCAGCCUGGAUACUCUGAGGGCCCUCAUCGUGCACAUGUUCCCCCAGAGGCUCACCAUGGCCAUGCUCAGGUCUCCCAACACAGCUCUGCUGAUUAAAGAUGAGACCCGUAAUGUCUUCUAUGAGCUGGAGGACCCACGGGACAUCCAGGACCGCUGCGUAAUUAAGAUUUACUGCAAAGAGCCCAUCUACGGCACCUACCCCGGACACCAACACCCACACCUGGCUAACGGAGACCUGCGGAGGGAGAUGGUGUAUGCUCCUCAGGACUCUUCGCCCAACCGCCGCCUCAGCAACCCGCCCAUGUCUUCUCAGCAUUCAUCUUGCUCUGCCUCCCCUCAAGGCUCACCAUCCCGCGCCCGCCUCCUCUACAGCGGCGCCAGGCCUUCUUCCUAUGCCGGGCCGCCCCACCACACCCACUCCCUGCCCCACCCGCACUCCCAGUCCCAGUCCCAGUCCCACCACUCCUCUCCCCACCAGCAGCCGCAGCUCCACCAGCCCCAUCACACCCAGCAGGCCUUCUGCUCCUCCUCCAGCGCCAUCCUGGAGCGCAGGGACGUGAAGCCUGACGAUGAAGUAGGGGGGUCCAGGAGCAUGGUGCUGCUGCGGGGAGACGAACGCGGGGGAGGGGGGAUCUACGCGGACCCCUACUCUCUGGGCCCAGACACAAGCCGGCUAAGUCUUGCAGGAGGUCCUCACUCGCCUCUCCCAGCCAGAGCAGACCCCUAUGGCUCCUUAUACCGCCGUGGAGGGGGAGGGGGCGGAGGUGGAGGUGCUGGAUCGAUGCGUUCACUCACCUCCUACACAGCAGCCGCUUUACAAGGAGAGCUGAUGGAAAGCGGGGCUCUCUACAGACCAGGGGGGCCGCUUUAUAACGAUGCCUACGCUGCGUCUAUGUUGGCCAUGGGGCUGCGGGUGCCUCCACCUUCCUCCCCACAGAAGAUACCCGACAUGAGGGAGUCCUACGCGGGCACCAUGCCCGGUCGGGGCUCUCCAGGGAGGCAGAGUUUGCGAAGGGACUCAGUGACGUCCUCUGUGUUCGGGGACAGCCCCAAAGCGCGGGGCCAGGGCUCAGGGUUAGGGCUCACCUCAGAGCAGCUCUGCCUGAUGGCCGGUCCUGGAGGGGAGGGAGGGAGUGCCGGAGGCUUUGGCUCGCCUCUGCUGGGAAAUGAAACAGAGACCCGGGAGCGGAUGGAGGCCAUGGAGAAGCAGAUAGCGAGCCUGACCGGGCUGCUGCAGAGAGUACUGAGCAGAGCGCCUGAGGCAGAGAGCCCGGAGAAGAUUGAGUCAGCCAGUGACUGCUCAGGAACUGACACUGGACGAACUAAAAAAAAGAAAGCUCUGACACCGUCUGCUCCAUUGGCCCUGAUGCCACCUCCACCGUCGGGGCCCAACCAGCCCGUGACAGUGUCCCGUCUGCAGAUGCAGCUCCACUUACAAGGCCUGCAGCAGAACACCAACGCACUGCGCAAACAACUGUCGCAGCUACGCAACAUCCAGCUGGAGAACCAGGACUCUGUCUUGUCCCUGCUGAGGCAAACCGAGUCGGAGCUAAGCCUCAUGAUGCUGGACGCCAUGCGCACCCAGGAGGACCCGCUCCAGAGACAGCGCCUCCUCGUGGAGGAGGAGAGACUCAAGUACCUGAACCAGGAGGAGCUGCUCAUCCAGCAGCUGCAUGAUCUGGAGAAGUCGGUGGAGGAGCUGCAGAGGAACUCGUCGGUCAAUCACGGCCUGGUGACGGAGCAGGACGUGGAGCAGAAAAGCAAAGAGCUGCGGAAGCUGGGAGAGACGCUCACUGAGCUCAAAAACCAGUUCCCCAGCCUGCAGAGCAAGAUGCGGGUGGUGUUGAGGGUGGAGGUGGAGGCUGUUAAGUUCCUGAAAGAGGAGCCUCACCGCCUGGACGCCCUGUUGAAGCGCUGCAACACCAUGACUGAUGCGCUCAGCAUGCUCCGCAGUCUCUUGUAUCCCUCCUAUAUGUACAGACAAGUGACCGAAGGCGUGUGGAAGGGCCCUGAGGACCUCUCCAGCCAAUCGCUGAAGAGACCGGAGGACAUGAGUCGCAGCUCUGACCUGGAUAUGCUCAACAGUCCUCCUCUCAGCCUUAGUGACCUGAGCACCAGCUCCAGCCUGGCCAACUGGAUGCCCGUGUCUGCCGGCGACAGCGACACCUCGGGCCCCGAGCAGGACAUCCAGCCUUCGAUGACGUUUAGGAACCGGGUGCUUGAUGAGCUGCCGAGUCGGCGUCCUGGCGAUAAGUCUGUGUCAGCCGAAGUCAGACUGGCGGCGGAGCGGGACUGGGAGGAGAAGCGUGCCAGCUUGACCCAGUUCAGCGCCCAGGAUAUUAACCGCUUGCUGGAAGAGACCCAGGCUGAGCUGAUGAAGGCCAUCCCGGACCUCGACUUCGCUGCCAGGCACAUCAACAAGCCUGCGGUGCCCCCCAAGCCCCAGAUCACCAUCCCAAUAACCUCCAGCGCAGCGACUUCUCCUGCAGCCGGGACCAUUGGGACCACAGCCGCCACCACCUUGACCACCACGCCCAGCGGCGACCAGCAGCCUGGCAAAGUGCAGCUGGCGGCCCAGAAGCUCAACAGUUUGGAGGGGGCUGGUUCACAUCGAGGGUCGGUGGAUCUCAGCGUGACGAGGUAUCGUACAGAGAAGCCCUCCAAGUCUCCGCCUCCACCGCCACCUCGCAGAAGCUUCCCAUCGGCACACGGCCUCACCACCAACCGCACCGGAGAGGUCAUCGUCACCGCCAAGAAUAUGAAGAUGGAGGAGGAUGGCGACAUGGCUAAAACUCUGGUGAAGCUGAGGCGGACCCCCAGUGACACCCCUCGGCCUGCCUCGACCCCGCCUGUGAUCGCAGCGUCGGCCAUUCAAGACGACGACAAUGACGAAGAGAAGAUUAUGGCUGAACUCGAGAUAUUUCAGAGAACGCCUGUAAAAGAUUGUAAUAAACUGCACAGCACCCAACCAAAGGCCGCCCCCACCCCUCCCUGCAUCUUUGGGUCCCUUGGCAGAAAGAACAGCACCAACUCUCCGGGGCCAACGAAGGGCCCCACCGUCGCAGCCAGGCUCAAACACCUUCAACAAGGCAGCCUGGAGAGGCCCAAAAGCCGCAAGCAGAAAGAGGAUUUCCCCAAAGUCCAGGGCCAGCAGCAGGUAUUCCACUUCUAAACCUCCACCUGUGAUGCUCCGUCUGCGGUCACUUCAGAGGAACUUGUGGCCCCGCCAGCAGACAAUAUGAGAGCGCUCUGCAGAAACCUUGAUUUUGACCAGUUCUUGAUGUGCGUUUUUGACAUUUGAGUUACUGGAUCUAACCUAGCUUGCUUAGAGAUCAAGUUUUUGUCGUACGAGUAUGUCGAUGUUUUGAUUUCCUGAGGAAGGUGUUGGUGGUGCUUGUGACUGAUUAAACUAGCUUUAUUAUAAUAGUCAGAUCUAUUCAGAUACAUCGUUUUCCUUACAUUGUGCGACAUAAUCUGCCACGGAAUGAUUUCAUAUCUCAAAGUGAUGAUAUUUUGCCAUCAUCCAGCCAUGUAGUCUCUUAUUGAAUCCUCAUCUCUCACUCUAUUUAUCCAGUGACGACCACACGCUGCUCUCUUUGUAUCACCCAUCCUAUAAAUCUCCAGGUUAGCGGCAGCGCUGCAGCAUUUGCACAGUGUUUAAGUGCGUUGGUGUGGCUGACCAGUGUUGGAACAGCCAAGAGGCCAAUCCAUUAAGCUAGCUUACUCAGAAUUGCCUUUUAAAAAACUUUAAUGCUACGACUUAUUAUGCAAGAUGACAAGGGUGAAGCACAGAGGUGCAAUGUCACCUGAAAAGGUGGUUUUUGUGGAGGAGCUUUUCAGUUUAAUGUGUGCAUUAAACAUAUUUAUAGAAAGUAUAAGAGAAGUCGAGAAUUAAAAUUAUAAAGAAAGACUGAGGCAGCAGAGGAAACACUAAACGGAAGCAUAUAAGCAACUGUUUAUAUACCUAAUUAUGAAAUUAAUACCACUGAAUGUAUAACGAAAAUCAUCAACAUUUUUGUUUAAAUAUACCUCUUUGAAAUUUCAAAUAUGUCAUUUUAUGCUGUGUAAUUGCAGAAAGCCGGUUUUAUGUAUUCAAGUAUUUUAAGGUAUAUUCACAGCAAACGUGAAGCGAAUUUUUGCAUGGCGCAAUUACAUGCAAAGUCAGCGUAAAAUGUUUCAUGUUGACGAAAAAUAGGAUAGGAUAAACGGUCGAGCCUGAGGUAUUAUUCUGUAUAGCAUGCAACCCACAAAAGAAAAAGAAAAUCAGAAAGGUUUUCGAGAUUGCAAAACUUGAAAUUACCUUCUGGGAAUUACAAAGAGUGUAAUUCAUAAAUUCAGAGAGAAAGUCAAAUAUUUCAGUCUUAUUAAUAAAGUCUUCCGUGGUGGUUAGAUUUCACAGUUAGGCUUUUAUUUUCUUAUAAAAUAAUUAUGGCACUUCUAUGCUUCCAACCCCUCAUCCACACAUACAGACUCAAACACUGGAGGUGCAUUCAUUAUGAAUUAAAUCUCGUAACAACAUCCUGGACCUCGAUUUAAAACGAGGCAAGGCAAAGUCGCCCAGAAGCAACAUUAGGAAGUUGAGAAAUAUUCACCUUCCUGCAAAUGUCCUCCUGGAGACAACUACUUCACCUCAGCUACGUAAAAGUAAAAACUGUCAACAGCUUCUCCGUUCAGUAUAAUAUAAAGGUAACAAGCUACUGGGAAAGUAAAUGAGAAGAUGUUGCAUAACAACACAUCGCUCAGGAACAGAAAAAUGUGGAAAUAGUAGAAAUAAACCCAAUCAGAGCUAAGUACUGUAUGCGCAAUAUAACCCACUCAAUGCUCAACACGUCCACACCAGAGAGACACUGUGUGUGUGUGUGUGUGUGUGUGUGUGUGUGUGUGUGUGUGUGUGUGUGUGUGUGUGUGUGUGUGUGUGUGAGAGAGAACAGGAGGUUAAACUGAGUACUUGGCCCUUUAGAUGUGAAGCUCCACUCAUCUUAUCUGCUCCUGCAGACGCUCCAAGCUGCCCCUGACCUGCUGAGUGGAGCAGCCCUGACCCAUCCUCGGCCACGCUCCUCUUACAGAAACCAGCUUUCACAAAAUACUCUGAAAUAGAAAAUGAUAACAGCCAGUCAGUCUCACCCAGGGAGAGCCUUAACUGCUCACACCAAUCCAUAUUUUCUCCCAGAACCAUCUGCUUUCGGGUCAGUUUCAGGAAAUCUAUUCUGAUUAAUUCAUGAUUUCAUCACAUUAAACAUGCAGUACCUCAUUUAGAAGUUUAUUUAGAGUCUGUCCUUUCCAAACACUCUCUGGAAGCAGCUCACCCGCAGGAGCCCAGACAUUAUUAGAGGCUUUACCUUGCAUGUAUCAGGUUAUGAAUUCCCAGAAAGGACGGUGUCUUUGAAUUCUAUUAGCCUCAACAGCAAUUAGCACACGGCUAACACGGCUGACCUCCGCUUGACACGGCGAUGCCAUCUGGGCAGGCGUUUCCCUUCCCUCCACACACAGACCUCGAGGAUUAGUAUUCAGGGCCGCUUGUGUCUCGUGCUGGUCUGAAUAUCUAAAUUUGUGCGCCUCAUUUCCCUUAUUGCUUUUUAAAAAUGUAUCACCCAAACAGCCUGAAAGCAAACGGUCAAAUUAUGUAGGGUUUUUGGGUGCAUAUAUUCAUAUUUACAUAGUCAGGAGUGGGCUCAUGGCUCGAGAUAAUGUCUUCAAACGUGUUAAUAUUGGACAGAAACAUCCUCAACACAGUGCAGGAUUCAAAAUUCAAAUGUUUACUGUAAUUUACAGACAAUGGGAGUAAUGAUUUGGUUUUUUAUCAGUAGAUUAUAAAUGCUGUGUUGUGUUGUGGUUUGUGGAACAAAUUCGUUCACAUGAGGGUAGGGAGGCACCGAUCCAAUUUUUUUUUUGUUCUGAUACCGUAACCUGGGCUUUGGGUAUUGGCCGAUACCGAGUAGCGAUCCGAUCCGAUCCCGCUGAAUGCCUCACUGUGUGAAAGAAACAAGAAACUGGGAUCAUUCUUUCAUGUAUAAGGCAACAUCAGGCUGGACGUAAACAUUGUAAAACAAAAUGUAACAAAUAAAUGCAUAGAUGUAAAAUUACUAAAUUGUUAUUUAUGAAAAUAAUAAAGUGUGCACCAGCAACAGGAAAUAGAAGAGUGUAAACCUUUUAAAAGCAGCAACAAACUGGUCAAAACUUUCCACUCAUUUCAUUCCAGUAUAUAAUGUAUUUAGUAUAUUAACAUAGAAUUGUAUUGAAUAGAUCGGCGCCAUCGUCACCGGUACUCGAUCCAGCUAUUUGAGUCAGUAUCGGCCUGAUAUACGUAUCGUAUCGGUGCUUCCCUACACAGGGGACAACUAAAGUUUUUCUCAUUAACUGCAAUUUACUGUCGUCACUUUAAUGUUACUUUAUUUUUUAAUCUUUCCUCAGCCUUUUCUUUUUUUCUGGAUUUAGAAUGCAGUAAACAUCACAAGAUGCCUGUUUGAAAAUCAGCAGAAAGUGGUGCGCUGUGUUCACUUGCCUCGGGCAAACGAAUGCAUUUAGAUUGGGAGAUGUUUGUUGACCGGAGGCUGUUAGAUUACAGCAUGCAUGAAGAGCUGCCGAAACAAUGUGAGCAAAAUACGCCAUAUUCUAUCUUUUGCUGACCCGUGUAUCUAUCUAUUACCAUCUAUUUUUUGGCACAGAGUUUGUUGGAAGAGUUGUGCUGCAGUAAAAA
Sander lucioperca (pikeperch) is the source of this 7849-nucleotide messenger RNA. RefSeq lists its product as uncharacterized. Gene Ontology annotation, cellular component: postsynaptic density; actin cytoskeleton; cytoplasm. The transcript is spliced from 20 exons. The record is from RefSeq and is a predicted model, not a curated record. The coding region runs from base 578 to 4324 and encodes 1248 amino acids. Gene Ontology annotation, biological process: regulation of dendritic spine morphogenesis. Lineage: Eukaryota; Metazoa; Chordata; Actinopteri; Perciformes; Percidae.